AAAAAAACUGUUCUAUUGAAAAGCGAGACGAGGAGCAGCGGAACGUAGAAACUCACACCGGCAACGGGUACAGUUUCCACCCCCUGAAGCCAAGGAAAGGAGGCUAAAUAAUAAUUAAAAAGCCCAAUUAUCCGCCUCCAGCCUCGGAACGAGCAGCAUUUAUCAUCAGCCGGUGGACCGCAGACAAGCCGGGCAGAUGGACACCAGAAACAACUCUGAAGACAAACCUGUCCAACGAUCUAAGUCCUUCAGCUUUAAGACGCCUAAGGAAGUGUGUUCAUCCUGUGAGAAGACGGUCUACCCCAUGGAGAGAUUGGUCGCAGACAACCUGGUCUUCCAUUCCACGUGUUUCUGCUGCAAACACUGCAAAGCCAAACUCAGCUUGGGCAGCUUCGCAGCGCUUCAAGGCGAGUUUUACUGCAAGCCCCACUUCCAGCAGCUUUUCAAAAGCAAAGGCAACUACGACGAGGGCUUCGGACGCAAGCAGCACAAAGAGCUCUGGGCCUCCAAGGAGACAGAUAAUAUAACCAAGUCGCCGUAGACACGUCUGAUUGUGUCCCCCCCAGAGAUCUGCUUCUUCCUUUCACUCCCUCAGCAGAUUACAACACAUUCCUCCUAUGCUGGGGCGCACACACACACACUCCGCUCACACGCUUCUUAAACACCACAUCCAGACAUGAUCACGUUUUUAACGUGCGUUCAGUUUAGUUUUCCUUCAUUUUCUUUGGUAACUGAUUGUGACCAAAAGCCUUGCCUGCUACAGGGAGUGUAUAAAAACAGAAUAAUAAUUUUAUUUUUCGAACCAUAAACGUCAUUUGCACCAUUUUGUUUUCUUUUUGUUGUGGACUACUUUGACUGCACACUCAGGCGAACCUUUCACGCAGAGUUUCGGUGCAUCAUUGUUUGCAGCAGAGCAUGCACUCAGGUCAGUUUUUACAACAGAACACAGCGAUGGUUUUCACGUGUAUGCUGUCAGACGAGCCGGUCUGUGAACAAACAGGGUACAGAGUACUGUAUAAUAACCGUGCACAUGGACAACAGCUCACCUCGUGUUUUUUUGCCGUUCCUUUUCUCGUCCCACGGUCCUUUUCCCCUCCGAACGUCCACCCUCWGUCUCGCCCUUGCAUGUCUGGUCUCAGAAACUUUAUCUGUGCAUAGCUCUGUGGAUUGUGAUAUUUCCCACUUCACCCUUAACUUUGCACAAGUAACUAUUCGACAGAAAACCGAGGCUUCGUCUUGAAUCGUUGAACUGUAAACAUGAAGUUUCAUUCCGUUGUUGUGGAGUUUAUUUCCCCCAGAUUUUCAGCCGUUCAGGUUAAUCCUAAAUGCUGGAAAAAUAAWAGUCACCUGGACUUGUGAGUUUAAGGCGAAUCAGACAGAAAGUAAUGGCCGCCACAGCUCAGCAGCUGUCAGUUUUACAGAUGUUGACACAUAAUCUGAGCGCUAACAUCUCACACGAUUUAGCCAAAAUGGCUACAACUCUUGUCAUUUCUCAACAUAGAAUGAUUUUAGUUUAAAUCUUUGGCUUGAACUGCAGCAGGCGAUAGGCAUUAUGAUUUUUAUAAGAUGGUAAUAUGAAUAACGUGUCCAAUCAUCCCUCUUAGUUCUAUCCUCUUUUAAAUUAARGCCUUUUUUGUGUUAUUAGCUUCACGCAGCUUAGCGAGUGGACCUAUUCUUGUUACUAAAACGUUAGUUUUCUAAUCGGUGGCUGGGUCAUUGGUCCCCUGACGUGUGCCUGCAGGUUGCGUGUAAAAACCCAGCACACAGCGCCCCCUGCUGGAGGAAGUGUGAAUUCAUUCGCUCGUCAACUCAACAUGGCCUUUUUUUUUUUUAAAUGUGUUGCCUCAGUCUUCAGUGCAGCUGCUGCACAUCGACUGCUCUUCAUCCUCUUUAAUUGUAAAACAAAAAKUAAAUAAAUAAAAUCCACUUUUUAUUUCUUUGAACACAGUCUUAAGCCAUUAAAAUAUCUCAUUUUAUAAAAAAAAAUGUGGGAAUAUUUCAGACACUUGAAUGACAUGAUUGCGACUGAAGGUUUACUGUGAAUUUGAGCAUGCUGUGCAGAAGAAGAUGUGUGUUUUUUCCUUUAUAAACCUUAGAAAUAUAUAGCUCACCUUAUUAUGUGUUGUCAUCCAGGUCUUUUCUGUUUGGACGGGUUUGGAAACCAACCUCUUCACCUUGGAGUCUCUGUGUUUCUUCACAUGUAAAAUAAUCCUUUGUUUGUAAUUUUAACUAUAAAAUCGUCCUCUUGAUCACACUUUAACAUCAAGACAAUUGUAUUAAUAUUACUGUUUUUGUCGUUCUCCACCGUUUGCCAAGGUACAACAAUGAAAUCUGUGAAUUUGCAUAUUUUUAGUGACAAAGCAGACAAGGUACACUUCACCUUGGGCCUCGAGGCUCAUGUGAAGGAUUGUAAUGUUUUAAUGUUAAAUCUGUGAGUCAUUACAUGCCUGUGAUAAACUUAACGUGGAAUUCCCUUUUAGUGCUGUUGUCACCGAGACAUUAUAAAUGUAUGCAAAUCUGAAGGUGUAUUCUGUGGAUCGAGGCGGACUUACAGCACAAUAAGGCUGAAAUCCUCCCAUGUCUGUUUGUUAGUUGUGCUAUGAAACGUAAGAGCCCCCAUCUGUACAUCAAUACACACAAUCAUUUUUUUACUUUUUGUUUUUACAUGCUUUUGAAAAAAUAAAAUAAAAUGCUGGUMUUGACUUGG
This is a messenger RNA of Austrofundulus limnaeus, 2707 nucleotides long. It is a transcript of the gene limd2, whose product is annotated as LIM domain containing 2. The transcript is spliced from 4 exons. Bases 197 to 541 code for a protein of 114 amino acids. The record is from RefSeq and is a predicted model, not a curated record. Lineage: Eukaryota; Metazoa; Chordata; Actinopteri; Cyprinodontiformes; Rivulidae.